Molecule: messenger RNA, 360 nt
Organism: Pestalotiopsis fici W106-1
Lineage: Eukaryota; Fungi; Ascomycota; Sordariomycetes; Amphisphaeriales; Sporocadaceae
Exons: 1
Coding region: 1-360 (119 amino acids)
Source: RefSeq, a predicted model, not a curated record
AUGCUGCUGGGGCGGGGCCAGCUGGACCCUUACCCGGACCCCGACCCAGGCGCCACCGCCCCAAACCCGGAGAAUGAUGCCGGGGGCCCCUACUACGGCCGCCUCGUCUCCCUUGCGCCCGGCGACGUGGUCGUUAUACCCGCCGGUACCGCGCAUAUGAAUGUUGAAAUGACCGACGACUACCGCUUUGUCGGGGUAUACCCUGUGGGCUCUCCGAAAUGGAAGAGCGAGCGGUGUGAUAAUCGGGACAUCAUGUCACAGCUCAGGGACGAGAUAUCACAAGUUCCGAUGCCAAUUGCCGACCCAGUCCAAGGCGAGGGCGGCCUUCUGAUCACGCUUUGGUCAAAAGUCGAUCAAUAG